CUUUCACUCGUUUGACGUUUAAAGAAGCUCGUGUGUCUGUGAGCACUCAAGAUAUAAUAAAAUAUCAAUUCAUCAUACAAAAGUCGAUGAUUUGAAUAUUUAAAUAUUAAAAUCAACGCUGAUACUUCAAUUGGAUAAAACGUGAUUCGUGUGUCGUCUUAAUACUUUUUGGCAUCGCUGAGGCUUUCAUUCUCUGUCAUCAUUUUGUGUAUUUUUCACUGCGACAUUCAAUUGUUUUUCAGUUGAAUAAAUUUUUCACUUCCUGAUUGUACAAAUUACUCGUUUUUAUCAAUAGUGAAUUAUGUUACGAAAUACCUUUGUUCGGACUGUAUACACAUUAGGCAAAUUACAAAACGUACGUAAAUUUGGUGAAAAUGCAUUAACAAAAGUAAUUAAUGCAUCGUCAGCAAUUACUGAACGGAAAACAUUGAGUGCAUUGAAUCACACAAAAGGCUUUUCAACAUCUGUACCAAAUCAACAAAAAGAUGAAAUUGAAGUAUUUUUCAUUAGAGCCGAUGGCACCAAAAUCAGAGGAACUGGAAAAGUCGGAGACUCUUUGUUGGAUGUUGUUGUGAACAACAGUAUUGACUUGGAGGGCUUCGGCGCCUGUGAAGGAACCCUCACAUGUUCAACGUGCCAUCUUAUAUUCAAACAAGAAGACUACGAUAAGUUACCAGAAAAGCCCGGCGAUGAGGAGAUGGAUAUGUUGGAUUUGGCCUAUGAAUUGACAGACACAUCGCGAUUGGGAUGCCAAAUAAUUUUGUCAAAAGACUUGAAUGGCUUAGAAGUACGUGUACCAACAACAAUUAAUGAUGCCAGAAGCUAACUCACCACGUGUACAGUCAGUUAUAUAACACAAUCUCAUAGAGUUUGCACAAAACUAUCUACCAUAAAUUCGGUGGCUAUAAACUAUCACAAAAAAUUCUAUCUUACUGGCUAAGAAAUGUUUUGGGAAUGAAGUGCUUUAUAUUUUUUUAUGUAAGAAAAUUGUAAUUGACCAUAGUAAAUCUAAAAGGCAAUAUGUUUAAAUAGAUAGCAAAUUAUUGAGAAGAUUAUGUAGAUGAA
Molecule: messenger RNA, 1065 nt
Organism: Contarinia nasturtii (swede midge)
Lineage: Eukaryota; Metazoa; Arthropoda; Insecta; Diptera; Cecidomyiidae
Gene: Fdx2
Product: adrenodoxin-like protein 2, mitochondrial
Exons: 3
Coding region: 302-826 (174 amino acids)
Biological process (GO): positive regulation of oxidoreductase activity; P450-containing electron transport chain
Cellular component (GO): mitochondrion
Molecular function (GO): 2 iron, 2 sulfur cluster binding
Source: RefSeq, a predicted model, not a curated record